UUCGAGUGAUGUGUGUGGUACUUAAUCGCAGCAGCAUCUGAUGGGCUGCAUUUCAGACUACUGUACUUAAGAAGAAUGCAGCGCAGGUUUUCCUAGUUUGUUCAGAGCCCAUCCUUUCCAAGCUCUAAGCAAAAACACAACAUUUCAGAACUAUGACGUUACCGUCGCUUAUGAGUGAAUUGUAAUGAAAUUAUUCUAAAUGAAUCUCUUUCGCGUAGAAUUACGAUUCUAUCUCGUGAUCUCGCACUUUUAUAUCGUGUAGGGGGCGGCAGACCCUGAAGGAGAGGAACAGAGACGAAGUGAAGAAGAGAGGAUUAUAAACUUGGACUGUUCUCAACCCCACCCCCAUCAUUUUCGAAGCCAGAUUGAACUGCAAACUUUUAUCCCUGGCAUCAAUUUAAGGAAUUUGCAGGACACCAUGAUGUCUUACAUCAAAACCCUGCUUCUGUUUACGCUAUUGUGCACGCCAACCACCAGCUUCUGUUACAGACUCUAUCAAAGUGAAUCCAACUUUCUCUGCAACAAUGAAAUCCUUUCAGGGGCAAAGAAAAGCGACCUCCAGGACAACUACCUACCUGAAAGAAGGAGGUUCCUCUACCUUCCUGGGGGUGACCUCUCGUCUGGAGAAUUAAGAGAAAAAAGGACGUUUCCCGCCUCGCAGUACAAAUACCUGCGCCAGACUCAGCUGAAGGGGAAGAUGUACCAGAACAGUGCCAAAAGUGACCGCCGGACCAAAUUCACCUUGUCCCUAGAUGUGCCCACCAAUAUCAUGAACAUCCUUUUCAACAUUGCAAAAGCAAAAAACUUGCGAGCAAAGGCGGCAGCCAACGCUCGCCUCAUGGCUCAGAUCGGGCGAAGGAAGUGAAGGGAUUUCGGAGCAGCUCUGUGGAGUCUGUUACGUUUUUUUUUUAAGUCUAUAUAUUGUUUUCUCUCUGCCAUUUUGGGUUGUGUUAGAGCUUAGGUUUCAAAAAUAAACAUUUGCUUCUGACGAGCAAUACUGUAUCCGGCGGUGCUCUUCUCAUCUUGGAGUGUUGUUUCGCUGGUAUUGAUAGUGUCCCCUCGCUUUUGAAAUAACGUGGUGACAAAAACAAUGAAAGAGCGAAAGCUCUCAGUAGUGUCCAAUAACAUAAAAUAAGUGAGAAGUCAAGGUUAUUUAACCACAUAGAAAAACAGCAAUUAUGUUUAGCCUAGGUAGACCUGGCAUGAGCCAAACUGAAUAGGAAGCAAUCCUGCCAAAUUAUCAGAACUGUCACUGCAGUGCAGGUAGAGCAACUCAAGGUUUAUUUGUUAUGAAAAAACUGGAACGAGGAACUUACUGUUGAGGAUACUCUUGCACAGACGUCUGGAGAUGAUUGGAUGGCUUCUAAACAAACAUUGUAUUUGCAAAAUUAACAGAAUACUCAGAUACAUUUUGAGAGGUGCAAAAAGAUUUUUAAAAUGCCAUAAAUACUGACACUAAAUUUAAAAUGGAUUAUAAUGAAAUGUUGUGAAUUACUGAAAACAAGGUUAAGGCAUUAAGGACGAGAACUUUUAAAAUGUGCAUUACACAGCAUUCCUUAAACCCUUGAAUGAGCCUGGAAAUACAAAAAUUGAAUAGUUCUUUUUGGGAACUGAACUUAACAUACUGUAAUAAAGACACUUUUCAGCAAUGUUUUUAUAAGGUUUGCAUCGCUCAACCUUUAAUAAAAGAGAACAUUGAA
Molecule: messenger RNA, 1700 nt
Organism: Lepisosteus oculatus (spotted gar)
Lineage: Eukaryota; Metazoa; Chordata; Actinopteri; Semionotiformes; Lepisosteidae
Gene: ucn3l
Product: urocortin 3, like
Biological process (GO): hormone-mediated signaling pathway; digestion; adenylate cyclase-activating G protein-coupled receptor signaling pathway
Cellular component (GO): extracellular region
Molecular function (GO): hormone activity; corticotropin-releasing hormone receptor 2 binding
Source: RefSeq, a predicted model, not a curated record